GGUUCAUAACCAGCCCAAUACUAGAGAGAGAGAGAGUCGACCGUGAGGAGAGAGAGAGAGAGAGAGAGAGAGAAUCGACAUCUUGCAUUUUCCUUAUUAGAUUAUAAUUUUUACUCUUUCCAUAUUUGUAUUUCCUUUCUUUAGUCUUUCCAUUAUUAUAUGACGGUGUAAUUUCCUAUAUAGAAGGGGCUCCUUAUGUUUAUGAAUAAUACAAAAACAUACAUAUUCUAUUCUCUAGUUUCACAACAUAACCCUGCCAAAUAUUUUUAAUUCAUUUAGUUAUUUGUAGUAUGCCAUUCCAACUGUCUUCGUCUUUACUAAACCAAAAAGAAAAAGAAAAUAAAAUAAUAUUUUUUUUUGUGUCGAGCCACAAUUAACAUGAGAUCGUAUCAAAGAAGAAGAGGAAGAAUCGCGGAAUCGUAACAUAAGAUUGGGUCUUUAAUCAUGAGUGAGCAAGAGAAUCACAAUGGCAGCCUGAUCUCUACCUCCGCCGCAUCAGAGACCAAGGCUCCUCACUCCUCUGACUAUGCUCCUUACCCUAGGUUCAAUCCUAACGACAUUACUCCUCCUAUGCAUGCUCCCAUCUCCGGCGCUACCGCCACCAUAUGCUGCCUGAGUUCUAGCCUUACGAUUCUUCUUCCCCUGCCCCCAAGAGUGAGUUAGUUGACAUUCUUAUCACUGAAGUGUAGAAAUGGUAAUGAUUUGAGAGGUUUGAGCUGAUGAGUUUCAAGAAUGAGAGUUACCUAUUUAUAAAUGAAGAUUGACAAAAUAAAAUUAUGGGAGAUGCUUUUAAUUAAAAAUUGUGUGAGGAGUGCGGAAUCUUUCUUAAUGAGCACAUUGAAGUGCUUUUUUCAAUUCAUCCGUCUCUUCUGUAACGUUUCCAGGUUUCAUUCGCUGGUAAGACAAAAUCUCUAAGAAGACACCGGAGCUGGAUUUCAAGAGGAUGUGGUCUGGUAACUGUUGGUCAACGAAGCAUCUACUGAGCUUCAACGGCGGUAGGAUGAAUACGGUAACCAACUCGAUGGUGACAACGAUGACGGAGUCUCCAAAUGAAUUCAUAACCACAUAUGUAAAAUGGCCCAGCCCAGCGUACUGUUUCAUUUAAGGCCCAUUCAAAACCAUUCUAUUUUCUAAACCAUCACGAUAUUUAGUUCAGAAGUUGCAGUCCACAUUAAAAAUCUACACGGAAGAGUCGCUUGCAAAGUUAAAGAGAGAGUACACGUGUCUUUUUCCCCAAGGAGAGAAAAAAUCAACUUUAUUAUAUAAGAUUUGGAGUGCUAUGUCUGAGUCCAUGGACUUCGAGUUUGGCAUCCCAUACUUUACUGAGCGACUCCCCUGAUACUCACCAAAAUGACGAUGUGUCUCUCUCAGCUCAAAAGAAGUCCAAUAUCGAGAAAGAAAUCCAUUUGCCAUCUCUGUAGGGCCCAUUAAGAGAUCAAGACCCACGGAGCUGAUUGAGAAUAUUGCUUGCUUUGUCCAGAACCAAGAACGUGAAGGAGAUUUACUUGGCCAAACCACCAUUACCUCAACUACCGUCAUUUAAUCAGCUGUCUCCUAUAACAGCUAGUUUAAUUAAGUCUUUGUCUGAUUUAUAUUCCCUAUGUUGUUCAUGAAGCUUACCUAAUGAUUUAUUAUUAUUUUUUUCCCUUUUCUACAUAACCUGGUCGAAACUCUUGUCUGAAUUAAUGAUCAUUUUUUAUCAAAAAACUCAUUUCUUCUUUGGUGAUUUAUUUGUUCUCUGAACAACUUAAUUGUGAAGUGUGUGAACCCAAAACCAUCAACAAACUCUCAAGCUGACUAAUGUGUCAAACCCAGAGUGAGAGAGGAGUGUAUGAGGUCUUUUCCACAAACCUCAUAUCAAUCCAUCAAAUCCCUUCAUACCAUCCUUAUAUCAACCCUAAUUCGUCCAUCAAACCAAUAUCCAUCAAAACCCCACCUUUCAAUCUGUUAUAGAGUAGAUUCAACCAAAAUUAGAGUGAAAAUCCUUGGGAAAAAGUCAUUAGGAUGGCAUGUCAAGUUAUGUUGCUUCACUCAUGGAGCCAACAUACCAGUUACAGUAAAGAUACUCUUAAAUUUAUCCUGGCCGAUAAAACUGUACUUAAAGUAACGCUUUAUAAUUUUUUCAUUACCAAAGUUUAUUUGAUUCAUUUUUUCAAAUUUCGUUUGUAUGGUGUAAAAAUAAACCGUUCUUGCAAGAACAUAUACUACUGAUGGUAUAAAAACAAAAUUUCUACGUAAGUGAAAACAAAAAUCUGCGCGGCUGUGAAGAUCAAAAUCUAGUUUCAUAUUAUUAUAGUUAAGUAAAUAUAACAAAUGAUAGUUGAAACUUUUACAAACAAAAAAAAUACAAACACACCUAAGUGAGAUUUGAAAUUAAAUUCAAACUUAACUUUGCCAAAGAUAUGCGCUUCCGUUACAAAAUCAUUUGACCUAGAAUAAGAAGAUCAACUCAACUUUGACCAAAAAAAAGGAGAAAGAAAGAUAAACUCAACGAACAGAAAACAAAAACAAUCAAGAUAUAAAAAAACCAUCCACCUAUUUAACAAUAAUCUCAACAAUAAUCUCAAACCCUAAAAAAAGAAUAAAAAACAAAAUUCUUAUCUUUUCCUUUUUGAGUUCACUUCUAUAUAUAUAUAAACCUCGUGUUCCUUGUACCACAAUAAAUCCAACACAAGAAAACAAUAAACAACAAACAAUUUCAAAGAAAAUACUAUAGAAAUAAUGAAGCAGUCACUUCUUUCCAUCUUGAUACUUCUACUAUCAUCAUCAUUUGCACCCAUCCACGCCCGCAACAAACCACAGCCGGCAAAUUCUCCUUCACCCGUAGCUUCUCCAGCGCCAGGACCAUCAAAUUCUGAUUGCUCCAGCAUUAUAUAUGACAUGAUGGAUUGUCUCUCGUACCUUACCCCUGGAUCAAAUGAUACUAAGCCCACAAAAGUUUGUUGUCGGGGAAUUCUAUCUGUUCUACAAUAUAAUCCUAAGUGUAUUUGCGUUGGUUUAGAAAGUAGCAAAACUAUGGGGUUUGCAGUGAAUAACACUAGAGCUCGUGCCAUGCCUACGACUUGCAAGCUCCCCAUUGUUGCUCCUCAUUGCGCGAUCCUGGACGAGGCGACACCGGCUGCAUCUACUGCUGGUACGUCUCCGAUUUCUCCAUCGGCUGGAACAUCUAUGACUUCGCCAUCUUCGGUCGGGUCACCAACAUCUUCACCAUCUUUGGCUGAGUCGCCGGUCAUGUCUGCACCAUCUCCCUCGAGUUCUGGCACCAACCACCUCUCAGUUUCAACACUGACCCUCGUUUCUGUUAUAGUUUCUUCUGUCACGUAUAUUUCGUUUUCUUAAUUAAUUGCAAUUUCACUCGUUAUCAUAUAUAUUUCUACUGAGUUGGAAAUUUUAUGGUUGUCGUUUGAAGACAUAUGAUGUUCUUUUUAUUCGUGCAACAUUCGUAUAUAUGUACUUGGGAUUUGUGUCUUGUGUUCUCUCAAAAAUCAAAUUCGCUAGCUGCACA
Molecule: messenger RNA, 3505 nt
Organism: Brassica napus (rape)
Lineage: Eukaryota; Viridiplantae; Streptophyta; Magnoliopsida; Brassicales; Brassicaceae
Product: non-specific lipid transfer protein GPI-anchored 4-like
Exons: 3
Coding region: 2722-3339 (205 amino acids)
Source: RefSeq, a predicted model, not a curated record